Molecule: messenger RNA, 1285 nt
Organism: Leopardus geoffroyi (Geoffroy's cat)
Lineage: Eukaryota; Metazoa; Chordata; Mammalia; Carnivora; Felidae
Gene: CPSF4L
Product: cleavage and polyadenylation specific factor 4 like
Exons: 5
Coding region: 100-846 (248 amino acids)
Cellular component (GO): mRNA cleavage and polyadenylation specificity factor complex
Molecular function (GO): RNA binding; zinc ion binding
Source: RefSeq, a predicted model, not a curated record
AGGCCAGGCAGAGAGGAAACUUUGGGCAAAGGUGUGGCAGUGCUAAGACGACAGCCCGUCCUCUGUGUGGCCUCCACCAGGUGGAGGUCAGGUGACGGGAUGGACGAGGGGCACGCUGCUCGGGAAUCCCAGGCAAGCAGGGGGUGGGGGUGCUCCCAGCUGGCUGCUCUGCUGUUCCCAGGGAAGCUCUGUCCCCUCCGGCACAACCGAGGGGAGAAGAUGGUGGUGUGUAAGCACUGGCUGCGGGGACUGUGUAAGAAGGGCGACCAGUGCAACUUCUUGCACCAGUACGAUGUCACCAGGAUGCCCGAGUGCUACUUCUACUCCAAGUUCGGUGAUUGCAACAACAAGGAAUGUCCCUUUCUCCACGUGAAGCCAGCUCUCAAGACCCGGGACUGUCCUUGGUAUGACCAAGGUUUCUGCAAGGAUGCAGGUCCCCUGUGCAAACACCGCCAUGUCCGUAAGAUAAUGUGCGCUAACUACUUCGUGGGCUUCUGCCCCGAGGGACCCAGGUGCCAAUUUGCACAUCCCAAGAUGAAUCUUUUAUUCAACCCGAGUUUCACGAAGCAGCUUGUCAACUGGCCACGGGGUUCAGCCCCUCCUGCUCGUGCCUGGGAGCCUCGCAGGCCCCCUUCCCCGCCGGAGGGACCGCUUCUCCCCGCUCAGAGACCCCAGCAGCACCUGGUCUCCUACCACCUGGGACUCAGGGCGCCGGAGCCCGGCCCGUGCUACAGGGUGAGUAGCUGCGGUGCGAUUCCCUUCGGGUCAGGUAAGACCACCACACUGCGGUCUAGGGGUGUGAAUGAGGGCAGUGAGCGGGCACUGGUAACCCCAAUGUUACCCUAAGUCUCCACGACCUCAUCUGACCUCUCUGGCCAGACAAGACUUUCUUUAAAAGCUACUAAGUUAAACAGCUUUCAUCACCUUCUUUGCUGCGUUACCAGUUCUGAGUUGAUCUAUAAUGUCCUCAAGAUUUAGGGGGCAGGAUUUCCUAAGGGAAUGUAGCACUUUGGUUUCCUUUUUUCCCCUGGUUUAUCAAGAAGAAAAACAUCAUACGUACCUUCACGAGAUAAACUCUACGCUGUUCUGUGCUUUUUAUUUUAGAGAUUUUAUUUGUAAGUAAUCUCUACACCCGAUGUGAAGCUCCAACUCCCCACCCUGCGAUCAGGAGUCCCACGUUCCACCAACUGAGCCAGCCAGGCGCCCUGACUUUCCUGUGCUUCUGGCCGCUCUACACUGUUAGAGCAAGCUCCACCCGGAGAGACCAGGGAACAGGGCCCUUGCC